AUGGAAAAGGACCUAAGAUUUCUGAGGAUCGGGUCCCUGAACGUGCGCGUUAAACGGACCACGGAGGCGUUCAGCAACUUCCUGGGCGUCGGACACAACGCGGAAAAGAUCCACAAGACUUGGGGCUCUGCCGACAACAUACAACAGAACGACGCCAAGAGAAUGCCCCCUCCGAAAAGCGUUGCGAUUAAGAAGAGGAAGUCCAAGCGGCCACAGGACUUUCUGAGGAGGGCCUCGGCCCCGGCCGACCGGUCGCCAGACAAGAGGAAAUCUGCGGAAAUCGUCGUCACUGGCGACUCGGACUCGGACACGGCCUGCGGAUUCGGCACGAAUUGGCAUCAACCGUCGUGA
Molecule: messenger RNA, 351 nt
Organism: Macrosiphum euphorbiae (potato aphid)
Lineage: Eukaryota; Metazoa; Arthropoda; Insecta; Hemiptera; Aphididae
Source: the annotation of a GenBank genome assembly